This is a messenger RNA of Colletotrichum karsti, 1461 nucleotides long. RefSeq names its product duf895 domain membrane protein. Gene Ontology annotation, biological process: transmembrane transport. The transcript has 3 exons. NCBI's taxonomy places the organism in Eukaryota, Fungi, Ascomycota, Sordariomycetes, Glomerellales, Glomerellaceae. Gene Ontology annotation, molecular function: transmembrane transporter activity. The record is from RefSeq and is a predicted model, not a curated record. The coding region runs from base 1 to 1461 and encodes 486 amino acids.
AUGGCCGAAGAACCAACCAAGUCUCCGGUCUCGGAGGUCCGCGACCACGCCGCGGCCUCUGAGCCGGUGAAGGCAGUAUGGUACCAUUCAACGCUGUUCAAUGCGUUCGUCAUUGGAGGUGUCGGCUUCAUGGCCCCUGGCCUUUGGAACGCCAUGAACGCACUCGGCGCUGGCGGUGCCCAAGAACCCUUCCUCGUCAAUGCCGCGAACGCUCUCGUCUUCGGUCUCAUGGGUUUCCUUUGCCUCUUCGGCGGACCGAUCGCCAACCGCAUCGGUCUCGCCCACACCCUCCUCCUCGGCGCUGUUGGAUACCCGCUUUAUUCAGCCGGUCUCUACUGCAAUAACCGCUUCGGAAACGUGUGGUUUGUCCUUGUAGGCGCGGCUGCUUGCGGUAUCUCGGCCGGGCUCUUCUGGGCUUCCGAGGGCGCGAUCGCUUUGGGGUAUCCCGAGCCGUCAAAGAGAGGAAAAUACAUGAACAUCUGGCUGUGGUUCCGCACAGGCGGUCCGUUGCUAGGUGGUGCAAUCGUUUUGGCACUGAAUAACGAUGCUGCGGCGAAGAAGAAGGGCAAGGUUGGAUAUCAGACGUAUCUGGUGUUCAUCGCGCUGCAGUGUGUCAGUGUGCCACUCGCGCUAUUGCUCUCGCCACCGGAGAAAGUACAGAGAAGCGAUGGCAGCAAGGUCAUAAUCAAGGCCGAAAAGUCUUUCUCUGCUGAAUUCCGGGAGUUGUGGCGAGUCUCCAAGAGAAAGGAGAUCUUGCUUCUCCUCCCGAUUUUCUGGGCGGCGUACUUCAACCAGUACAGCGGAAACUUCCAAUCUUACUACUUCGGAGUCAGAGCAAGAGCGCUCAUCGGCUUCGUCAGCAACUUUGGUACGCUUUUAUCCUCGCAGCUCAUGAGCACGCUGCUCGACUACAAGGGCUUCAGCGUCAAGAAGCGCAUCAACGUCGGCUUCUACUACGUCGUCGUCUGGCACGUCAUCGCCUGGGUCUACGGCUGGGUCAUCCAGGAGAAGUACACGGCGAACCCGCCGGCGUACGACUGGGAGGACAAGGGCUUCACGGAGGGCUUCUUCGUGCUGCUGCUGUGGGAUUUCGCGCGCCAGGCGCUGCAGAACUGGCUGUACUACCUGCUGGCGACUAAGACGGACAACAUCUCCGAGCUGGCUCGAUUUUCUGGUGUGCUGAGAGGCCAGGAGAGUUUCGCGCAGGCUGUUGCGUUUGGGUUGAAUACCAGGAAGUGGAAGGGCGGUCGGGUGCCGUUGGCUAUUAACACGAUUCUUCUGGGUCUUGCUGUUUACCCGACUUGGCUUGUGGUUCGGGAUCAUGUUCCUGUUGAGACCGACAAGUUUGCGACGGUUGAGGAAGGGUCGCAGGGAGAGUUGGCUGAGACGAGGUUGUCGGCUGAUGAGAGGAAGGAGUUUGCUAUCGGGCAGACUGGUCUCGGAAGAGAUGCGAAGAUGUAA